Messenger RNA from Cataglyphis hispanica, 4520 nucleotides. RefSeq lists its product as uncharacterized. Gene Ontology annotation, molecular function: monooxygenase activity; heme binding; oxidoreductase activity, acting on paired donors, with incorporation or reduction of molecular oxygen. The record is from RefSeq and is a predicted model, not a curated record. Lineage: Eukaryota; Metazoa; Arthropoda; Insecta; Hymenoptera; Formicidae.
AGUUUUUUAUGAACGCGCGAUCUGACAACAUCGGUAACUUUUAUCUCGCCGUCAUGGAUAUUUGGAUACUGUUGUCGAUUUUAGCCAGCACCAUCGCUGUUUAUUACUACUUUUUUAAGGACUUAAAUUUCUUCAAAAAGCAUGGAAUUUUACAUAUACCACCGUGGCCUGUCGUGGGCAAUAUGGGGCCGGCAUUCCUUCGCCAGUUAUCAAUGGCCGAAAUUAUUCAAAAAAUCUACAAUCUGAAUCCAGAUGCCAAAUACGUCGGUUUCUUCGACGGCAUGAAUCCAGUAGUGUUGAUUCGCGAUCCGGAUCUCAUUAAAUCCAUCGGCGUGAAGAACUUCGAGUCGUUUCCCGAUCAUCGCGCUUUUAUCGACGAAGUUAAUGAUCCUCUAUUUGGCAAGAAUUUAUUUUCCAUUCGUGGUGAAAGAUGGAAAGAUGUGAGAUCUUUGCUAAGUCCCGCUUUUACGUCUAGUAAAAUGAAAGCUAUGUUUAAGCUAAUGUCCGAUUGUGCUGCCAGUUUCAGCGAGUAUCUUUUCAAAUUGCCUGCCGAUAAAAGUGUUAUAGAAAUGAAAGACUACUUUACCAGAUACACGAAUGAUGUAAUCGGAACGUGCGCCUUUGGGAUCAGCGUUGAUUCUCUGAGAAAUCCUACCAACGAAUUUUAUAUGUACGGAAAAGAGGCUACAACUUUUGACACUCUCCGUACUAUAAAAUUCUAUUUUAUCAGAAGUAUGCCCACUCUCACCAAAAUGUUGGGUAUUAAAUUCGUUAGUAAUCGUGUAGGUCAAUUUUUCAAAGAUCUCAUAAGAAACACGAUAUACACGAGAGACGAGCAAAAUAUCGUACGACCGGAUAUGUUGCAACUGAUGAUGGAAAGUAGAGGAAAAAGAGGACCCGGAAAGGAAUUGACUGUCGAGGAUAUGACCUCGCAGGCGUUCAUCUUCUUUUUUGGCGGCUUCGAUACCGUUUCUACCUUGAUGUGCUUCGCUGUUCAUGAAAUUACCGUUAAUCCAACCGUUCAGGCAAAACUACGUAACGAGAUAGACGAGGUUUUAAAGAAAACGAACGGGGAAUUAACCUAUGAGGCAUUGAACGGAAUGCAAUAUUUAGACGCUGUGAUUGACGAGACUCUUAGACUGUGGUCCAUAGCCGUGGCUAUAGAUAGAUUAUGUGUGCAAGAUUUCGAGUUACCGCCAGCGCUUCCCGGUGAUAAGCCCUUCGUCGUGAAGAAAGGAACAUACGUUUGGUUUCCUAUUUACGGUAUCCAUCGGGAUCCAAAGUAUUUCGAGAAACCGGAUGAGUUUUAUCCCGAACGUUUUUUGGGAGAGAAUAAGAAAAAAUUAAAUACUAACGCGUAUUUACCAUUCGGAGUCGGGCCAAGAAUGUGCAUAGGCAAUAGGUUUGCAUUAUUGGAGACCAAGGUCGUGAUAUUCCAUUUAUUGGCCCGUUGCGAAUUGAAACCGUGCGCGAAGACUUCUCAUCCUUUAAAAUUGAGCAGGGGAAGCUUCAACAUGCUGGCAGAGGGAGGAUUCUGGCUAAAAAUUCAACCGAGAAGUGAUGCUCAUCCUAGUAUACGUACAAGCGUUGUUAAUGGUGAUGCGGCUAAUAGUCAUAUUAUAUACAAUUCUAAUCCAGAUGCAAAAUAUUUUGGAUUCUACGCCACGACAAAUCCAAUAUUUUUCCUUCGCGAUCCAGAAAUCAUUAAAUUUAUUCUUGUGAAGAAUUUCGACGGGUUUCCCGAUCGUCGCGGUUUUAAUGAUUUGAACGAAUCCUUGCUUUCCAACAAUCUGUUCUCCCUUCGCGGACAAAAGUGGCGGAACGUGCGAUCUCUAUUAAGUCCUUCUUUUACAUCAAGCAAGAUGAAAAUGAUGUUCACUUUGAUGUCGGAAUGCGCUGUGGACUUUACUAAUUUUCUGGCGACAUCUAUACCAUUGGAUAAUAGCGACAUGGAUAUGAAGGACGCCUUUGCUAAAUAUACAAACGAUGUUAUCGCCACGUGUGCUUUUGGAAUCAAGAUCAAUUCUGUGAAGGAUCCGACAAACAAAUUUUAUGUUUAUGGCAAUGAGGCAGUUAACUUCUUCAAGACUCGCCCCAUCAAAUUUCUUUUUCUUAGAACCUUUCCGACGCUCGGACGGAUUCUCAAUGUAAAACUUAUAGACAAUCACGUAUCGGAUUUUUUCAAAGAUAUUAUAAAAACCACUAUCGCCACUCGUGAUGCCGAGAACAUUACACGUCCGGAUAUGAUUCAAUUGAUGAUGGAUGUCAGAGGCAAAGAAGGUCGAAGAGAGCUUGAGCUCGACGAUAUGAUCGCGCAAGCGUUCAUCUUCUUCUUCGGUGGCUUCGAUACUAGCUCGACCGCAAUGUCCUUCGCAGCUCACGAACUUGCGGUUAACACAGAUAUUCAAAUCAAGUUGCAACAGGAAAUCGACAAGGUUCUCGAGGAAACGAACGGGGAAGUGACUUAUGAAAUUAUUAAUCGGCUCGAAUAUUUAGAUUUGGUGAUAAACGAGGUUCUCAGAUUAUAUCCACCAGCCUCUGUUCUAGAAAGAGUAUGCGAGAAAGCUUGUGAAUUUCCACCCACAUUACCAGGCGAGAAGCCUUUUAUUGUGAAAAAGGGUAUGACUUUUUGGAUUCCGGUUUUCGCAAUCCAUCGUGAUGCAAAGUACUAUGAUGAUCCGGAAAAGUUUUGUCCUGAAAGAUUUAUAGACAACAAAAUGUACCAUAACUCUUCGUACUAUAUGCCAUUUGGAUUAGGGCCGAGAAUGUGUAUAGCCAACAGAUUUGCCAUGCUAGAGGUGAAAAUCUUGCUGUUUCAUUUAUUAGCGCGAUGUGAGUUGAAACCAUGCGCGAAAACUUCAUUACCAUUAAAAUUCAGCAAGAAAAAUAGUUUGUUGUUAAUGCCGGAAGGUGGAUUCUGGUUAAAUAUUCAGCGCAGAAGCCACGUGCAUCCUGCGAUUAAAUUUACAACACCGUCGUGCAUCAUGGAAUAUAUCGACUGGUCGAUACUGUUAUCAAUUGUGAUUUGUGCAACUGGCAGCUAUUAUCUGUUUAGAAAUUACAAUUUCUUUAAACGACACGGUAUCAUUCAUUUACCGGCUGUUCCAAUACUAGGAAAUAUGACAUCGGUUAUAUUUCGCCAAAUAUCAUUUCCCGAUUACAUCCUCAAGAUAUACAAUUUUAAUCCAGAUGCAAAAUAUUUUGGAUUUUACGUCACGACGAGUCCAGUUUUUUUCCUUCGCGAUCCAGAAAUAAUUAAGUCUGUUCUUGUGAAAGAUUUCGAAGCGUUUCCCAAUCGUCGCGGUUUCAGCGAUUUGAACGAAUCCUUGUUUGCGAAAAAUUUGUUUUCUCUUCAGGGGAAAAAAUGGCGAGACGUGCGAAGUCUACUAAGUCCCUCUUUUACAUCCAGUAAGAUGAAAAUGAUGUUCACUUUGAUGUCGGAAUGCGCUGUGGAUUUCGCUAAUUUUUUGCCAACAUCUAUACUAGUAGAUAACGGCGACGUGGAUAUGAAGGAUACCUUCGCUAAAUACACAAACGACGUUAUCGCCACGUGUGCUUUUGGAAUCAAGAAUACUAUGAAGGAUCCGACAAACAAAUUCUAUGUUUAUGGCAAAGAGGCGACUAACUUUUUUAAGACAAACCGUAUUAGAUUUCUUUUUCUUAGAACCUUUCCGAAGCUCGGACGAAUUCUCAAUGUGAAACUUAUAGAUCGUUACGUAUCGGAUUUCUUUAAAGACAUUAUAAAGACCACUAUCGCCACUCGUGACGCCGAGAAUAUUACUCGUCCGGAUAUGAUCCAAUUGAUGAUGGAUGUCAGAGGCAAAGAAGGUCGAAGAAAACUUGAUCUCGAUGAUAUGAUCGCGCAAGCGUUCGUCUUCUUCUUCGGUGGCUUCGAUACUAGCUCUACCACGAUGUCCUUCAUAGCUCAUGAAAUUGCAGCUAACCCAGACGUUCAGAUCAAGCUGCGGCAAGAGGUUGACAAAGUUCUGAAAGAAUCAAACGGGGAAAUAACAUAUGAAACUAUUAACCAGCUCGAAUAUUUAGAUCUGGUAAUAAACGAGGCUCUCAGAUUAUAUCCACCGUUUGCCUUUUUAGAAAGAAUAUGCGACAAGGAUUAUGAAUUACCACCCGCAUUACCAGGCGAGAAGCCUUUCAUUAUGAAGAAGGGUAUGACUUUUUGGAUUCCGGUUUUCGCGAUUCAACGUGAUGCAAAGUAUUAUGAUGAUCCAGAAAAGUUUCAUCCUGAAAGAUUUGUAGAUAACAAAAUGUAUCACAACUCUUUCUGUUAUAUGCCAUUUGGAUUAGGACCAAGAGUGUGUAUAGCUAACAGAUUCGCCUUGCUAGAGAUGAAAGUUUUGCUAUUUCAUCUCUUAGCGCGAUAUGAGCUAAAACCUUGCACAAAAACUACAUUGCCAAUAAAAUUUAACAAAAAAAAUCUCAUAAUAAUGCCGGAAAAUGGAUUCUGGUUGAAUGUUCAACAUAGAAGCGAUAUGCAGUCUACUUGAAUCUAUAAUAAUAAU